UUUAGAAUUUCUUUCCUCAUCUUCAGAAGAAAGAGCCACUGAUAUCGUAUUCAUGAGAAAUUCAUCUUCUCCGUUCUUCUCAAUUAACCUAACGCCUCACUGAAACAAAAACAAAGUAAACCGAAGAAUUGAUCGGAUCUAUCCUCAAUCCUCGAUUGGUACAUCACAGAAAAGUUUGUGAAACAUGCAGGGAUCUUUAUGACUUAAAAGAUUAUGGACUGAAAUGAACAAUUAGGUGGGAAUAAGAAGGAGCUUAAUGUAUUUUUUACUAGAGAGAAACUAAAGACUUUGUUAUUCUCGAUUUGCAACUGGAUGGUCAUCUUUUAGGCAUAGAAUGGACUGUGAGUCAUGGAUAUACUGAUGGAGGUUAUGACAGGGUACAAUUCCGAGUUGGAGUAUACCAUUCUUAUUCCAUUGCCACGGCUUGCAAAAUAUGACACUCUAAAAAGGGGAGCAAUAAAAUUGGAACUACCUUGUUCUAAGAAUACUGCGAAUAAUGGAGUAAUAAUAACAGCAGACCCUGAGCCAAAUUGGAAUUUAGAUUCUUUAUUAUCUGAAUUAAAUUCCUUAGAACUUAAACUAAAUGGCACUUCUUCAACUUCAUCUUCCUCUUCUAACCUUAUUGUACCUUUUACUAAAAACCAAGUACACAGUAAGAAAGUGGUUAGUAGAAGUAGUCAGAGGCAGAGGGGUUUUGUGAUGAGAGUAUCUGAAGACGAUGAUUAUGAUUACGAUGAUGAUGGGGUUAAUGAUAGACAGUUAGUUACAACUGGUAGACGAUUCUCUUUUACUGAUUCCAGUGACUCAGAGAGCUCUGGGGAUGGUGACUCAGUUAUCGAAGAGAAUCAGAUGCAAUUGAUGGGUCGAGUCGGACUGCUGGAUGGUGUUUUAGCUGAAUUGGAGCAUGAAUGCCAUCAAGAGAUUAAAGAGAAAGUCAGGAACAAAGUGAAAUCGCUAGAAACUGAUUUGAUGCAUGUGUAUGAGAGGUCAGCUUCUGCACUCAGCCAGGUUGAAAAGGAUAGAGAUCACAAAAGGGAGCAAGACAGUAAAAUAGAUAUGCAUCAUUGUCGCACAGUUGCAGAAAAAAGGGAGAACCACUUAUUAAAAGUCCAGAGGGAUCAUGAGCAAAAAUCACAAAUUGAAGAGCGGAAAAUACAAAAUGCUGCUGCAUAUGAGGAAGCUAGAAGAAAGGAACAAGCUUUCCGUGAAGAUAAGAUGCGCCAGGAAAAGCUAAAGCGGAAUAAAGCGGAAUCUGAGGCUGUGAAAAAGAGGGCUGAAGAAGCACGAAAGGCAGCAGCUUUUGAAGCAGAAAAUCGGAGAGCUAAAGAGGCUGCAGAAAAAGAAGUCACGGAGAAUGCAAAAAAGGCAAGUGAGGAGACACAAAAGAGGGAAGCUGCUCAAACACUAAAAGAUGUAAACAGGAGUGAACCUGGCAGAUCUGGAUCAAAUAUUUCACCAUCAACAGGUAGUUUAGUUAGGGCUGCCGAUAGUGCUCUACGAGUAGAGGUUGAAAGGCUUCAAAAGUUUAAGGAGGUUGAUGAAAAUAACCAGGCUUUCAGAUUGAGUCAUAAUCAGGAUUUUCGUAGUUAUGAAUUGCAAAUUGGUCGGCGGAUAAAGCAAAUAUCUGGGAAUAGAGACAGUGUCAGAGCAAAAGCGAGUGAACUGAUUAGACUUAUUAAUGAUCCUCUAUGUCCUCAAUCAAUUAGUGCUGUUAUGUUUGCAAAGAAGGUUGUGUCUCAAUGCUCAACCCAGAGUGCAAACUUUAACAGUACUGCAUUUGCCUGUGGGCAUGUCAUUGUUCUUGUUACUUCACAGGUUCCCCUUGCGAUGGAUCUUCUUCUUGCGGAGCUCCAUAAGGCUUGUAUAUACACUGUUCCAAAGCAUGUAGCUUACUCAGAGUCAACAAUAUCUAAAGAAGACUACUUUAAAGUGAUGGGUUUCCGAGAAGAAGAUGGGAAGGCUGAAAGCCGUGAAAGUUAUUUGGAAGGUGUGGCAUCUUAUAUGAAACUUUAUGGAGCACUAGUUCAGACGGAAGUUAGCGGUGUCCAAAACCUACAUGGUCUGAAGGAAGGUUGGGCAUGGAUUGCCAGGUUGUUGAAUUCACUCCCAGCCAACAUAUACACGGCAGUAGCUCUGAACAGUUUCCUGGAAAUGACAGGUUUUGCACUCUUCAAGACAUACAAAACUCAGUUCCGGAAGAUACUUAAUAUCAUAUCUCGCCACUUCCUGGGUGCCCUGGAAUCAAAACAAAAUCCAAAGCUGAAUCCAAUCAUCAUGAAACUUAAAACUUAUAUCGACACAAACCAAUUCCUCGAGGAACCAGAAGGGUGGCUUUUGAAAACUUCUUUAUUGUCUGAGAUGGCUAUGCCAGAGGCAAAUUACAGUCCUCAACAGAACUACCAUUCUCAGCAGAACUACCAUUCUCAGCAGAACUACCAUUCUCAACAAAAUUACUAUCCUCAACAGAAUAGACAAUAUCGCAACUAUUGAUUCAUAUCAAUUGUCGUUGUCCAAGAGUUUGAAGGAAAUGUAUCAAACAACUAUAACAUUCAAUUAUUUUUCUUUGUUAGCAAUCUUAUGUUGUUCUGGGUGGUAAAAUUUGUUAUGAGAGCAGUAGAAAAACCAAGAAGCUGCUUCUAUUGAAAGCCUACAAUUUUGUCAGUCUUAGCAUACAUACAAUGUACGAGUAAAGACUAAACAAUAAUAUUGAAACUGAUCGGGGGUUUCCUUCGGAA
Messenger RNA from Papaver somniferum (opium poppy), 2735 nucleotides. Its product is annotated as protein GLE1-like. The record is from RefSeq and is a predicted model, not a curated record. Gene Ontology annotation, biological process: poly(A)+ mRNA export from nucleus; regulation of translational termination; regulation of translational initiation. Gene Ontology annotation, molecular function: translation initiation factor binding; inositol hexakisphosphate binding; phospholipid binding. Gene Ontology annotation, cellular component: nuclear pore; nuclear pore cytoplasmic filaments; cytoplasm. The transcript is spliced from 16 exons. Bases 349 to 2490 code for a protein of 713 amino acids. Lineage: Eukaryota; Viridiplantae; Streptophyta; Magnoliopsida; Ranunculales; Papaveraceae.